Molecule: messenger RNA, 2748 nt
Organism: Triticum turgidum subsp. durum (durum wheat)
Lineage: Eukaryota; Viridiplantae; Streptophyta; Magnoliopsida; Poales; Poaceae
Source: the annotation of a GenBank genome assembly
AUGCUCGUUGUUUUGCGAAGCAGAAAUUCCCCCUUAAAUAGGAACAUCUUUCAACCAAUCGCACUUGUCUCGGUGAAAUAUCCACAGGUCAAAAGCAUACCGGAUACCUUCACGUCAUUGCACACUUAUUUGAACUCGUUCAAAUGCCCUCUGAUUGAAGAAGUACAUGCUGAUGUCUUUUCAUCAUUGGACGGUUAUGCUCAGGCAAACUUUAUAGAAAUAAUGUGGGUGGAGAAACUUGAUGAUGAGAAAUCAAUAUUCUGUUUUGAGGUUUCCGAGCCAUCAAAGAAUCCGAAGUCGAGGGAGACAUACGAUCCCAAAGAAGGGGACAUCAUGGUUGUGUCCUUGCAGAAACCACAACAUGUGUCUGAUUUGACACAAAAUAAGGGAUCAUAUGUUUUAGGUUCAGUUCUAAAAUGUGGAGACAAAGAAGACGGAGACAUCCCACCCAAUUGUUGUAUUGUUCGGUUUUCAUCCACUAUUCCUGUUGAAGUAGAUCCAGAAACAAAAAUUCCUACGGGGCCAUCAUUUGCUGUGUUUCUCAUAAAUAUGAAGACAUACAACCGUAUAUGGGGUUGCCUUUAUGCGGAAGGAGAGCAUCAGAACGGAAACAGUAGUACUGGCAUCGUCGAUCUGGUGUGGCGAUACAAGCAAAGGGUAGUGGAUGAUCUCUCGUCAUGCUCGGAGAUAUCUCAAUGCUUCACUCAUAGAUCAAUUGAUGGUCUUGGCCUUGAGAAGUUCAACUUAAAUGAUUCACAGCUGAAUGCAGUAGCAGACUGUGUCUCAGUAAUGGAGAACCACUCACCUUCCCUAAAACUAAUAUGGGGGCCCCCUGGGACAGGUAAAACAAAAACUAUCAGCACUAUCCUGUGGGCAAUGCUCAUCAAGGGCUUAAAGACACUUACCUGUGCACCAACCAAUACUGCCGUAUUGGAAGUUGCAUCUCGAAUUGUCAGGCUUGUUGGAGAGUCCUCAGAUGGUAGCGUCUGCUUUCUGAAUAACAUUGUCCUGUUUGGAAAUAAGGAGAGGAUGAAAAUAGAUGGUGAUCAUGAUCUUUCCACGGUAUUCCUUGACUCACGUGCAAAGCGGUUGUCGUCAUGUUUCGUACCACAUACUGGUUGGAGGCAUUGCUUGUGCUCACUGAUAGAUCUUAUUGAGAAUCCUGUGACCAGGUACAAAUUGCAUAUUGAGCAUAUUCUUAGGGAAAAGGAGAUUUCUGAAAAGCAUGGGGACAAACGCCUCCAGCGCAAGGAUACAAUCCAUAACAGGUCUGAAGGUGACGAAGAAGAGUGCCAUAAGGAAGGAUGGCAUGACUAUGAAGCUAUGAUGGAGGCAUUCAGAGAAGUACCAUUCGAGAAGUAUUUGAAAGAUAGAUACAACAAACUUUCUGAGGAUUUGUGUUGUUGCAUUGAGAUACUGUAUAAUGAUUAUCCAAGAAGCUCUGAAGCAGAACAGAGUUUUCAGUGUAUGCUGGAAGUGCUUGAAUUAAUCGAAAUUCUCCAUGCUUUUAUAAAUCGUGACAGGGGUAAUGAUGAUAUAUGGUCAGAGGAACUUCUUGAGGGCAAAGUAGAAGAGGACAGUAAUCCUAUUUCCUGGCCUGAGAAGCUAGCCUGUGUGCGGACUAACACAUGCAGUAAAUCCAAGUUCAAGCUGGCCAGAUCCCUGUGUGUGCAAGAAUUAAGAUAUCUUCGCAAAAACUUGGAGCUUCCAAAUUAUUACACCAAGAGGGAAAUUCAACUGCAUCUUCUGCAGAGCGCGAAAUGCAUUCUUUGUACAGUUUCCAGUUCUUUCACGUUGUACGGUGUGCUCAUGGACGAUUCUUCUUCUGUUAAGUUGAAUCCUCUGGAGUUGCUGAUUGUUGAUGAGGCUGCACAGCUUAAAGAGUGUGAGACCUUAAUUCCCUUGCAGCUGCCAGGCAUAAAGCAGGCUGUUUUUAUUGGAGACGAAUAUCAGUUACCUGCUCUGGUGAAAAGCAAAAUAUCUGACAAUGCUAAAUUCGGGAGAAGUGUUUUUGAGAGGUUAAGUAUGCUGGGUUAUAGUAAGCACCUUCCGUUUUACGAUGGCAAGAUAUCUGACGGUCCCAAUGUCACUACUAAGAGCUAUGAAAAGAGAUUCUUAGCAAGCAAAAUCUUUGGGUCAUACUCAUUCAUAAAUGCAGAUGGAGGACAUGAAACAACUGAGAAGCACGGACGUAGCCUGAAAAACACAAUUGAAGCUGCUGCAGUUUCGCGGAUAGUGCAGAGGUUGUUCAAAGAGUCAUUCUCUACAGGAAUCAAAAUCUCAGUUGGUGUUGUGUCCCCAUAUAAUGCUCAAGUUAGAGCAAUCUCUGAAAAGCUUGGGAAAUCCUAUGAUAGGUAUGACGGUUUCUCUGUGAAAGUGAAAUCUGUGGAUGGUUUCCAAGGCGCGGAGGAAGAUAUUAUUAUCAUAUCAACAGUGAGGAGCAAUAAAGCUGGUUCUGUUGGAUUUCUCACAAACAUGCAGAGGACCAAUGUGGCUCUCACAAGAGCUAAGCACUGUUUAUGGAUAGUAGGAAACGGGACGACUUUAUCCAACAGCAAGUCUGUUUGGCAGAAUAUAGUCAAAGAUGCGCAAGACCGAGAUUGCUAUUUUGAUGCCGAUGAAGAUAAAGAUCUAUCAAAUGCAGUAAUCAAGGCCGUCAUCGAGCUCGACGAUGCUGAUAAUCUAGUGAAAAUGGACUCGCUGCACAUAAGCAAGCCAAGGUUUCAGGUAUUACCAAAAGCCUUCUGA